GCAAGUUCCUCUCGACAACCAUUGGAGUGCUCGUCGUCUCUCAGAGCAUCUGUAGUUUCUCCUGUCACCGGAACACUCAACCAAGCCGCUGUUUGAGUUGCUGGAAACAUGCCCCUCGGAGAUUCAGUUUAAAGGAAACUCGGUGGCAUUAGUCUCCUUAAAACCAGCUUUUCGGCGCGCCGACUGUCGACGCUUCAUCAUGUUGUCCCGGUUAAGGAGCAGCUUUUCCUUGAGGCCCGCCUUCGUGCCUGCCUGCAGAUGGGCACACACCAAAGAGAAGGGCAAACCGUUAAUGCUCAACCCCCGCACCAACAAAGGAAUGGCCUUUUCUUUACAGGAGCGACAGAUAUUGGGCUUGCACGGCCUGCUGCCUCCUAAAGUUGAAACCCAAGAUCUUCAGGCCAUGCGCUUCCAAAACAAUCUCAAGAAAAUGACGGAUCCCCUUCAAAAGUACAUUUACCUGAUGGGCAUCCAAGAGAGAAACGAGAGGCUCUUCUACAGAGUGCUGAUGGAAGACAUUGAGGAGCUGAUGCCCAUCGUCUACACGCCCACUGUCGGCCUGGCCUGCACACACUACGGACACAUCUUUCGACGACCGAAGGGCUUGUUCAUCUCCAUUCUGGAUAGAGGACACAUCCGCUCCAUUUUGGACAACUGGCCAGAGACCAAUGUGGCCGCAGUCGUCGUGACUGACGGCGAGCGUAUUUUAGGCCUGGGGGACCUGGGCGUUUAUGGCAUGGGAAUCCCUGUUGGCAAACUCUGCCUGUACACGGCAUGCGCCGGCAUCAGACCUGAAAGGUGCCUGCCCGUCGUGAUUGACGUCGGCACAAACAACGAGACUCUCCUCAAGGAUCCGCUCUACAUGGGCCUGUACCAGAGGAGAGACCGUUCUCAGGUUUAUGAUGACCUCAUCGAUGAGUUCAUGGAGGCCGUGGUGGACAAAUAUGGGCAGGACACGCUGAUCCAGUUUGAGGAUUUUGGGAACCACAACGCCUUUCGCUUCCUCAGGAAGUACAGGGAGAAGUACUGCACCUUCAAUGAUGAUAUCCAAGGCACUGCAGCUGUGGCCCUUGCUGGUCUGCUUGCAGCUCAGAGGGCUACUGGAAAGCCAAUCACAAAACAUCGAGUGCUUUUCCUCGGAGCCGGAGAGGCUGCUCUCGGCAUUGCAAACCUAAUUGUCAUGGCCAUGAUGGAGUCGGGCAUGUCGCAGGCGGACGCCAGGGAGAGGAUCUGGAUGUUCGACAAAGAUGGCUUACUCGUAAAGGGAAGGUUUCAAGCAACGGACGGCAACCAGGAAGAAUUUGUUCACGAGAGUCCCGGUGACGUUCACAGCUUUUUGGAUGCCGUCAACACCAUCAGACCGACGGCUAUCAUUGGUGUGGCGGGAGCCGGUCGACUGUUCAGCCAUGAUGUCAUCAAGGCCAUGGGCGCCAUGAAUGAGCGGCCCAUCAUCUUCGCCCUGAGCAACCCCACCGCCAAAGCAGAGUGCACCGCCGAGGACGCCUACACCCUGACGGAUGGUAGAUGUCUUUUUGCCAGCGGUAGCCCAUUUGGUCCAGUGACUCUGAGCGAUGGACGAGUUAUCACCCCCGGACAAGGCAACAACGCUUACAUCUUUCCAGGUGUGGCUCUGGCUGUCAUCCUGAGCGGAGUGCGCCACAUCAAGGACACGGUGUUCUUGGAGGCUGCCAAGACGCUGGCAGACCAGCUGACUGACAAAGAGCUGCAAGAAGGCCGACUGUACCCGCCUCUGUCCAACAUCCGAGAAGUGUCUCUGCAGAUGGCUGUCAAGGUGGUGGAAUACGUGUAUGCCAAAGGCAUGGCGUUUCGCUACCCAGAGCCGGUGGACAAGAAUGCCUUUGUGCACGCCACUGUGUGGAACACCAACUAUGACUCCUUCCUGCCCGACACCUACGAGUGGCCUGGGGUCAGCUUCAGCCCCGAUUCGAGUAACUAGUAGUACUGUCACUCCUUCUUUAGUGACCUUGUGCACUUAAUUCAUUAUAAUCACACUGAAGAGGACAACUGAGCACUUAUUAUUUUAAGUUACAGCUGCCAUGCGGCAGCACGGGUAUUUUACUUUGGUAUCGCCACUGUUCUCUCUUGCCUUUGUAGCCAAUACAUUUAACACUUGCACCCUCUAGUGGUGCAAAAGGGCAUCAGACUCUAUAGUUGAAGUGCUGAAAGCUUAAAGAUGCACAAGCUUAUCCAACAAUUAAUUGAACUCAUGAAUUAAGAUUAAUCAGGGCACACACAUCCUUAACAGAGUAGUUGAUUUCUAAAAUCGAGCAGACACUUCACAGGAUGAGGGAAAAAAACCCUCCUGUCGUCUAAGGUGUACUUGAGAUGACUAACACAAAAUGAUUUGCGACUGUAAGCAACAAACAAUUUUAACAUUUACGAUUUCAACUCUGAUCAUUUUUUGAGCACAGUGGGGAAGGAACAAUAAAUCUUAACAGAUGUUCGACGUUACGCCUGUACCCCACUGUAGUUAAUCCGAACUUUAUAGCAAAUAAUCCUGCGUGAGUUAAAAUGUCUUUCUUUGCACAUGAAAUCAUGUAAAAAAGUUUAAUCUUUUUUUUUUUCAAAAAGCACUCCACGUAGAAAAAAAAUAAU
Hippocampus zosterae (dwarf seahorse) is the source of this 2616-nucleotide messenger RNA. It is a transcript of the gene me2, whose product is annotated as malic enzyme 2, NAD(+)-dependent, mitochondrial. The coding region runs from base 200 to 1957 and encodes 585 amino acids. The transcript is spliced from 15 exons. Gene Ontology annotation, cellular component: mitochondrion. NCBI's taxonomy places the organism in Eukaryota, Metazoa, Chordata, Actinopteri, Syngnathiformes, Syngnathidae. Gene Ontology annotation, biological process: pyruvate metabolic process; malate metabolic process. The record is from RefSeq and is a predicted model, not a curated record. Gene Ontology annotation, molecular function: malate dehydrogenase (decarboxylating) (NAD+) activity; NAD binding; malate dehydrogenase (decarboxylating) (NADP+) activity.